ACAUACCCUAGUAUUUAUCAUUAGAAAAGAAAAAAUAAACGUCAGAGGAAAUUGCAAUUUUUGCAUAAAUUUUUAUUUUAGAAGCUAAAAAUUGGGCGUUUCUAAUAUUUAGGCAUAUAUUUAAUACUUGUUUGCAAAGAUUUGAAAAGACAUUCCUACACCUCGCCAUAAUGCUUGUCUUAGUAUUGGGUGAUUUGCAUAUACCCCACCGUUGCAGUAGUUUGCCAGCUAAAUUUAAGAAACUGCUGGUACCCGGACGUAUUCAUCAUAUUUUGGUUACAGGCAAUUUAUGCACAAAAGAGUCUCAUGAUUAUCUGAAAACGUUGGCCAACGAUGUUCACAUUGUACGUGGUGACUUUGAUGACAAUCUCUCGUAUCCCGAACAAAAGGUAGUGACUGUUGGUCAGUUUCGCAUUGGCCUGUGCCACGGUCAUCAGGUGGUGCCGAGAGGAGAUCCCGAAGCAUUGGCCUUAGUGCAACGCCAGUUGGAUGUGGAUAUUUUAAUAACAGGACACACUCAUAAAUUUGAGGCCUACGAGCAUGGCAAUAAGUUUUAUAUAAAUCCCGGCUCAGCUACGGGAGCAUUCAAUCCUUUGGAUACCAAUGUUGUGCCAUCGUUCGUAUUGAUGGACAUACAAAGUUCGACGGUUGUAACUUAUGUUUAUCAAUUAAUUGGUGAUGAAGUCAAGGUAGAACGUAUCGAAUAUAAGAAAAUUUAAUUAUGUUAAGAUUUUGAAAUGACAACAAAGCACGAAAUGCAGUAAUUAUUGUGUAUGUUAGUACGUACGAAGAGUAUUGUUGUUCUUUAAGAAUUUCUUGAAAUAAUGUAAAGAUAAGGGAAAUAAAUGUGCAUAUGUAUAAAAUGCAUAAAUACAUAUGUUAUAAAUUAAAUAUUUUAUAAAUAAAUUAAAAAAAUAAACAUUAAAAAUGCA
Messenger RNA from Calliphora vicina (urban bluebottle blowfly), 932 nucleotides. It is a transcript of the gene Vps29, whose product is annotated as vacuolar protein sorting 29. The coding region runs from base 171 to 719 and encodes 182 amino acids. NCBI's taxonomy places the organism in Eukaryota, Metazoa, Arthropoda, Insecta, Diptera, Calliphoridae. Gene Ontology annotation, biological process: intracellular protein transport; retrograde transport, endosome to Golgi. The record is from RefSeq and is a predicted model, not a curated record. Gene Ontology annotation, cellular component: retromer complex; endosome. The transcript has a single exon.